Molecule: messenger RNA, 3930 nt
Organism: Schizophyllum commune H4-8
Lineage: Eukaryota; Fungi; Basidiomycota; Agaricomycetes; Agaricales; Schizophyllaceae
Product: S-adenosyl-L-methionine-dependent methyltransferase
Exons: 20
Coding region: 85-3672 (1195 amino acids)
Cellular component (GO): nucleus
Molecular function (GO): DNA (cytosine-5-)-methyltransferase activity
Source: RefSeq, a predicted model, not a curated record
CUACCUCUCAAACCCAAUGAGCAGUGACAACCUCUGAUAUCUAUCGGAUUUCUGCAUAUACAGCGCUUCUAAGGAUAUACGACCAUGCCGCUGAAGAGUCACAGGACGGCCUUCGAGGUUUGCUUUCCCGGGGAGACGCAGAUCCCGGAGUCGCAAGUCGCGUCGGGAUCUGGAUCAAGGAAGCGACCUGGAGGGCCUUUGGAUCACGGAAGGAGACGGACGCAGCGAACGGGGCCUGUCUUCUACGAGCACGCGGACGGCACACCGAGUGAAGCAACAGGCUUUGAGCUUGAGGGAGAAGUCCGCGCGCCGGGCGAUAAGGUCAAGCCUAUCCGAACGCUGUCGGGUUUCUGCGUGUACGACCCAGCCAAGCGGUCGCAGCUGGCCUCACUCGCGACUGUUACCGAGGCUGAAGAUGAAGAUGAGGAGCAAGACACAGGACUGAUGGCUGCGGGCUGGGUUCGCGCGGUCGCGGAUGUGGACGAGGAUGAGGGGCAGGACGAUGACGAAGAAGACCAGCAAGGCGUAUACGCUGAAAUUGGACCGCUUCAGAGCACCUUCUACGAGGCCAAGCGACGCGAUGGGCUGUUCUUUGUUCAAACAGAACAGGCAUGGUACAUCCUUACCGACCCGUCUGACGACUACCGCGACUUAUACCUGGAUGAGUUCUACCUACAGAGAUUCUGCGCGCAGCUCGUCAUCUCGAGGGCUCUCGAGGAUCCGGGCCUGAGCUGGAAUACGCUGAAGAGCACGAUUGGGUCACUCCAAGCCCUUGAUCAGCGACUACGAGUGGAGGAUGUGCUAAACGCUAAAGGUCAUAUACAGGCGGCCGUAUGCAAUCUCGACGCCAGUGACUUUAGAGAAGCCCUCGGUGCUAGGCUGAUCACCGACCUCAUCCCGAACGCAGGUCAGUUGCAGCGCCGUGAGACCGCUCGGAGACCCAGCCGAUGGGACAACGAGCGCAACUUGGAUCUCGCCGUUCUGCGGCCGGAGAAUCAGACGACGACCUCCGUCAUCCCGCUCAUCGCGCAGCUCGCAGAGGGCCGCCUCACCGAGCCCGUCAACAUCAUAGGAAGACGCGGUGACCGGGGCGGCCUACCGGAUGAUGCUUUCUUUGAGCGCCAUCAUGAGCGCGAGAUGCAGCUGAUACAGAUGUUGAGGAGGCAGUCUGCGCAGAAGUAUUUCCGGUUUGAAGGAAAUCGCGCAGAUCCGCGGCCGAAGUCCCUCGUGAUCGAGGAUAGAGCAGGGAAGACUAGGUACUCUGUCGGUGACACUGUCAUUUUGAUGAAGUACGAGAGCCUGCCGGAGAUCCAACCUGGACACCAUCUCUGCGAUCUCUUCUGGUUUGCGACUAUCGUGUACAUCGACCGAACGUCGGAGCAAGUCCACAUACGCUGGUUCGAAGCAGCGCCUUCGUCAUGGCUAGACGAGAUCGCGCAUCCGCAAGAGCUAUUCCUCACGGCGCUGUGCGACCCGAAGGGCCCGCGCGAGAUUCUGGGACGCAUUGAAGUUCACUGGAACGAAUCCUCGGCACCAGUUGGCGAAUUCUUCUGUAGGUAUAAUUUUGACAAGAACGUUGCAUGCCUCACAACCGUAGAGCGCCCAACGUUGGAAGGGACCGACUGCACCGCGUGCCAGGCAUUCCUUGACAAAGAAGCCGAAGCGGACGUGUACCCUCGCCGCUUCCGCAACAAGCAGCUAUUCAUCGAAUUUGGCGGCCAUGCGUACCACAAGUAUGAUUACUGCUUAUACCGCGCGAAGGAUGGACCAGCUCUAAUUGGGCAGAUCCGCCACUUCGAGGAGGCGGGGCAUGGAGAUACGAUGCACGUACGGAUACGGCCUUUAGGGCGAUUCGGUGAGAUCGUCGACCUUCCGCAACUUGAGUUGCGAGAUGAGCGACAUCUUUGCCUGACCACCGAAGCCUCCAUAACCCUUGACGCUACGAAUCUCGUUCAUCCAUGCAUGGUAGCUCACGCCGACCAAGCGCAGGCUAUACCCGGCUGGCUAGACGACCCAUAUCAUUUCUACGUCAAAUAUACCCUCCCUAAUCGCAAAUCGCGCUGGAAUCAGCGUACCCCCCUGGCCAAACCCGAGGAUGUCCCUGCCUGCAAAGUCUGCGUAGACGCCGCUGCCGCUACGUACAAGGCCGUCGAGCGCCCCUUCAACAGACACCUCGAGAAGCGCAAGCUCCGUGUCCUCGAUGUCUUCGGCGGCGUCGGGGCCUUCAGUAUGGGCCUUGCAGAUGGCAGUCGCUGCAUGAAGCUUACGCAUCUGAUCGAGAAGUCUCCAUCGGCGGCGAAGACAGUCAUCGCAAAUUUCUCUGGAGUGCAGGUGUAUAAUCAGUGCGCGAAUACGGUUCUGGAGUAUAUGGUCAAACGCCAUGAUAAGGUUACGUUACCAAGUGGUGAUCCAGUACCGGCGCCCAUGCAGAUCUACGACGCCAAUAUCGCUUGCCCGCCUCCUAUCAAACCGGGGGACAUCGACGUUGUCGUGGCUGGUUUUCCAUGUCAAUCACACUCCUUGCUCAAUCGUUUCCGCCGGAUUGGCGACAAAAAGAACAACCUAAUAUGGAACGCCCUGUCCUGGGUCGGAUUCCUCAAGCCGAAGUUCGUGUUCUUUGAGAAUGUACCCGGGUUUUUGCAGUACAACCUGCUGCCUCGCCAAGUCAGCGCAAACCGACUUGAGGGCGGAAUAGAAAAAGGCGGCCUGAAGCUAUGCGUCCGCGCGCUUGCGGAGAUGGGAUACCAACUGCGCUUCUGUCUCAUGCAAGCCGGACAUUAUGGCGCACCCCAACACCGUGUUCGCUUCUUCGUCGUUGCCGCGAAGCAGGGCGUUCCUCUUCCAGACUUGCCUCAGCCGACGCACGACUUCACAACUAUCGCGAAGCAAUACGAGAGGCUGACCCUCGUCCUAUCCAAGAACACGGACACGACCAUUCGACCGAUCAAUACGCAGAAUGGAGUAGCACCCUUCAAGGCAGUCACUGUUGCGGACGCUAUCGACGAUCUGAAGCGCUUUCACUGGAAACAUCCGAAGCGACCGUCACCAAACGACGGCGCACCAAUGGUGGCUUGUAAUUCGCACUCUUUCUGGGGGUACGAGGGCGCCGAUCUCUACGACCACGUCGAGACCACGAGUUUCCAGAGGGCUGCGCGCUGCAAACCCUCGCAGAAUCUGCAGCAUUUUACGAGGCGGCUACCGCUGCCAAAUGUCGAGCGAGUAUUGGCAAUCCCCAAGGGCGGCGACUCCCGACACCUCCCCCGAGACUUACAUUACUUUACCCCGUCGAAUCCCAUCUCCGCAACCGGUCGCGGUGGUUACAAGACUGUCUACUACGGACGUCUCCACCCAGACGGCUUCUUCCCAGCGAUCACAACGAACAUCGGGCCCACGGCGAAGCAAGGGCGCGUCUUGCAUUACUCAUGCGGCAGAAUCGUUACCGUUCGUGAACUAGCUCGAGCUCAGGGCUUUCCGGAUUGGUUCAUAUUCGAAAGGCUCGAAGAGGACGACAUCCUGACGAUACAUCGACAAAUAGGCAACGCAGUCCCUCUGCCGCUGGGCCGGGCGCUUGGUCGCGAGCUCCGGCGAGCGGCGAUGGAUGACUGGAGGAGAGAACAAGAGCGCAGAAUGGCGAACGAGCAAGUCAUCGACCUCACUGGUGAAGCUGCGUGAUAAGAAUGCUCACUCAGCUUCUUUCCUGCGGCGGACCUCCUCGAGUUGCCGCUCUUGCCAUUCUUUCGAGGGUUCAAGUAUCUCACCGGGCUGAUAGUCCUUAUUGUAAAAGCCGAUGUCAGUCCAGAAGCUGUCCAGCAGGAGCCUCGCGCCCGACAUCUCUGUGUCGUCGACAUAGGACUUCUCUUCAUCACCAAAUCCGACGAACUUGAUGAGAUACUCCCAUCCACUAUUGUCGGCUUUGACUCGCGGGUGCAC